AUGUUCUACUUACAGGGUUCUCAGAUGCUUCAGUCUCUGGAGAACUCCCUGAGGAAGUAUCUCCCUGAGUCCUUAAAGGUUUAUGGGACUGUUUUCCACAUGAAUCAGGGAAACCCAUUUAAGGUCAAGGCUCUGGUGGACAAGUGGCCUGAUUUUAAUACUGUUGUUAUUCGACCCCAGGAGCAGGACAUGACAGACGACCUUGACCACUACAUCAAUACUUACUUAAUCUACUCCAAGGAUCCCAACAAUUGUCAGAUGUUCCUUGGCUCAUCAGAAGUCAUUAAUUGGAAACAACAUUUACAGAUUCAAAGUUCACAGGCAAGCCUGGACAAAGUUAUCAAAAGACUUGGAGUCAUUAAUUUGGGCAAUGUAAAGCAUACACAGUGCUUUCUCUAUAUGAUUCUUGAAACAGCAAAGAAAUUGGCUCCUUCUUUGGUGGAUGCCAAGAACGUAGUGCUCAGCAGUGACAAGGUCAAGCCCAUUAACCAAGAGUUGUUCAAAUUCGCCUCUCUGGAUGUUACACAUGCUGCACUGGUGAAUAGCAUCUGGCAUUUUGGUGGCAAUGAGAAAAGCCAGAAGUUCAUUGAGCGCUGUAUUCAUACCUUCCCCAGCUUCUGUAUUAUGGGGCCUGAAGGAAUCCCCAUGUCUUGGGCCUUGAUGGACCACACUGGAGAAAUGAGAAUGGGAGGCACCUUACCUCAGUACCGGCGCCAGGGUCUCAUUUACCAUAUUGCUUCCCACCAGAUUCAGGCUCUAGGAAAUCUCGGCUUCCCCUUGUAUGCACAUAUAGAUAAAGCUAACUUCACCAUGCAGAGAAUGGCUGCCAGGAUGGCUUAUGUCACCAUGCCCUGUACCUGGAACCAAUGGAAUUAUGUGCCUCAAUAA
Molecule: messenger RNA, 888 nt
Organism: Onychomys torridus (southern grasshopper mouse)
Lineage: Eukaryota; Metazoa; Chordata; Mammalia; Rodentia; Cricetidae
Product: glycine N-acyltransferase-like protein Keg1
Exons: 5
Coding region: 1-888 (295 amino acids)
Cellular component (GO): mitochondrion
Molecular function (GO): glycine N-acyltransferase activity
Source: RefSeq, a predicted model, not a curated record